Molecule: messenger RNA, 1219 nt
Organism: Carica papaya (papaya)
Lineage: Eukaryota; Viridiplantae; Streptophyta; Magnoliopsida; Brassicales; Caricaceae
Gene: IRX9
Product: Nucleotide-diphospho-sugar transferases superfamily protein
Biological process (GO): glucuronoxylan biosynthetic process; plant-type secondary cell wall biogenesis
Cellular component (GO): Golgi membrane
Molecular function (GO): xylosyltransferase activity; galactosylgalactosylxylosylprotein 3-beta-glucuronosyltransferase activity
Source: RefSeq, a predicted model, not a curated record
AGACAAUGGGAUCAUUCGAUAGAUCCAAGAAGAAAGUUCUGUUAUGGAAGAAAGCUAUCUUCCAUUUCUCUUUAUGCUUUGUUAUGGGAUUCUUUACAGGCUUUGCUCCAACCAGUAAAGCUCCAAUUUUGUUUAGACAGUAUCCUCCUUCACCCACAUCACAGCAAGCUCAUCAGCUCUCCAGCAAUACCAGUAUUUCACCAACACCUCAAUCGCCCCGGCCAGUCCCAAUCCCAGUCCCAGUUCCAUCAACUUCUAAAGAAGCAGAUGGUGCAAAGUUAAUAACGAAAAUGGAAAAAGGAGAUGAAGAAGAGAUGAGCCCUAGAGCGCUGAUAAUAAUAGUGACUACGAUUAUUAGCAAAAACAGUCCUGGUUAUGAAGGAGUGUUUUUGAGGAGGUUAAGUAAUACUUUGAGGUUGGUGGAUCCGCCAUUGUUGUGGAUGAUAGUUGAAGGGCAAUCAGAUUCUAAUCAAGUGUCGGACAUUGUUAGCAAAACAGGAAUAAUGUAUAGAUAUUUGGUGUGCAAACAAAAUUUUAGUAACCCAGAAACUGAGUUAACUCACCACAGAAACCUUGCUCUCAGUCACAUUGAACACCACAGGUUGAGUGGGAUUGUUCAUUUUGCCAGUCUAUCCAACACGUACGAUCUUCAUUUCUUCCAUCACCUCCGAGAUAUUGAGGUAUUUGGGACAUGGGCAAUGGCAUUAGUAUCAGCAAAGAAGCAGAAGGUGAAAAUUGAAGGGCCUGUAUGCGAAUCUUCACAAGUAAUUGGAUGGCACUUGAAUAAUAAAACUGGGCCAGAUAAUUACAAUAUUCAUAUUUCGACUUUUGCAUUCAAUAGCUCCAUUCUUUGGGACCCUGAGAGGUGGGGUCGACCUUCAUCUGCUCAACGCACCAACCAGAAUUCAAUCAAAUACGUGAAAGAAAUAAUUGUUGAAGAUGAGGGAAAAUUGAAAGGAAUCCCACCAUCAGACUGUUCAAAGAUCAUGCUUUGGCAUUUUCCGUUUUCCUGAUGUAACUCCUCCAAUCAGUUAAUAUCAGCUUUCGUGUUUUAUGCAUGGAGAAAAUUAAUCAAGAAGACGGCAUAUCAUCUCAAGAAGAAGAAGAUACACUUUUAAGAUGAGUGAAGAAGAAAACUGAUCCUGUAUGUAUAUAUAUAUAUACACUUACAAUGCAACUGUCAAGUUUCUUUUUCAAUUUUUGUCCCCGUAGAAAUUUG